AGAGAAGCGGUGAUUGAAGGGGAUAGCAGAGCGGCGGCGGCGACGACGGCCAUCUUAGAGCUACCGUGGUAACCGACACUCAUCUCCUGGAUUUUAUUUUUCUUGUUGGAGAAACAUUCCGGCUGACUGACGAGGGAAGAAGAAGGUCGGUUUUUACUUCGCCGCGGUUGAACUCGAAGUCGGGAUGCGGUUCCGAGGGAAUACACAAUUUGCAUCCGCUGUCGGACUGGUCCUCGGACUAUUAUGUGCGGUGGAGGCAGCUAAAGUCAAUAAGCACAAGCCAUGGAUCGAGACGACGUACCACGGGAUCGUAACGGAAAACGAUGACAAAGUACUUCUGGACCCUCCUCUAAUUGCCCUGGACAAAGAUGCUCCUCUACGCUACGCAGAGAGUUUUGAGGUGACCCUCACUGAAGAAGGUGAGAUUUGCGGCUUCAGGAUCCAUGGGCAGAAUGUCCCCUUCGAGGCAGUGGUCCUGGACAAGUCCACUGGUGAGGGGGUCAUCAGGGCCAAAGACAAGCUGGACUGCGAGCUGCAGAAGGAGCACACCUUCACCAUCCAAGCCUACGACUGUGGAGAGGGUCCUGAUGGCGCCAACAUGAAGAAAUCCCACAAGGCCACUGUCCACAUCCAGGUGAACGACAUCAAUGAAUAUUCACCAGUGUUCAAGGAGAAGUCCUACAAAGCCACCGUUAUCGAGGGGAAGAAGUACGACAGCAUCCUGAAGGUGGAAGCAGUGGAUGCCGACUGCUCUUUCCAGUUCAGCCAAAUCUGCAACUACGAGAUCGUCACCCCCGAUGUGCCCUUCACUGUGGACAAAGAUGGCUUCAUCAAGAACACAGAGAAACUGAGCUACGGCAAAGAGCGCAUGUACAAGCUGACUGUGACCGCCUACGACUGUGGAAAGAACCGUGCCUCCGAGGACGUUCUGGUCAAGAUCAGUGUCAAGCCCACCUGCAAACCCAGCUGGCAAGGCUUCAAUAAAAGGAUCGAGUACGAGCCUGGCACAGGUAGCCUGGCCCUUUUCCCUAGCAUGCACUUGGAGACCUGUGAUGAGCCAAUCACGUCCAUUCGAGCCAACAUUGAACUGGAAACCAACCACAUUGGAAAGGGUUGCGACCGUGACACCUACUCUGAGAAGUCCCUGCACAAGCUGUGCGGAGCCAGUUCAGGCACUGUGGAGCUUCUGCCUGCACCCAGCAGCUCCGCCAACUGGACAGUAGGGCUGCCCACCGAUAACGGGCACGACAGCGACCAGGUGUUUGAGUUCAAUGGCACCCAGGCAAUCAAGGUUCCCGAUGGCAUGGUGACCACCAGCCUGAAGGAGCCCUUCACCAUCUCUGUGUGGAUGAGACACGGCCCCGGGGCCCACGACAAGGAGACUAUUCUCUGCAACUCUGACAAGACAGACAUGAACAGACACCACUACUCGCUGUACGUCCACAACUGCCGGCUGAUCCUCCUCCUCCGCCAAGAUCCAUCAGAGGCAGAGAAUUACAAACCAGCAGAGUUUCACUGGAAACUCGACCAGGUGUGUGACAAAGAGUGGCAUCACUAUGUGCUGAAUGUGGAGUUCCCCACCGUGUCUCUGUUUGUGGAUGGAACCACCUUUGAGCCCUUCCUGGUCACAGAGGACUACCCACUGCACUCCUCCAAGAUCGAGACUCAGCUCACCAUUGGUGCCUGCUGGCAAGACAACUCAGGACAUGACAAUGACACUGAGUCAGUCUCUGAGCCCACCUCAGGUGGAAAUGCUCGAAUGGCUCAGUUUUUCCGGGGAAACCUUGCGGGGCUGAUGAUUCGCUCUGGCAAGCUGGAGAACAAGAAAGUGAUUGACUGUUUGUAUACCUGCAAGGAAGGACUGGACGUGCAGCUGCCUGAGGAGGUAGCUUCAGCUGUCAAGGUUGAGUUUAACCCCAACCAGUCCUCUCUGACUGUUGAGGGCGACGACAUUGAUGCCUUCGACAAGGUCAUGCAGCACAUCUCCUACUUGAACUCCCGCCAGUUCCCCACCCCUGGCAUCAGGCACCUUCGCAUCUCCACCACUGUCAAAUGCUUCAACGAGGAGUCCUGCGUAACCGUACCAGAUGCCGAAGGUUAUGUGAUGGUGCUGCAGCCCGAAGAGCCAAAGAUCAGCCUGAGCGGCAUCGACCACUUUGCCCGCAGCGCUGCCGAAUUUGAGAGCCAGGAAGGUGUGACACUUUUCCCAGAGCUACGCAUCGUGAGCACCAUCACCCGCGAAGUGGAGGCCGACGCUGAGUCUGAAGCGGCAGAGGGAGCUGAUGACGACCCUACGGUCCAAGAGACGGUGGUGUCAGAGGAGAUCAUGCACAACCUGGACACAUGUGAAGUGACUGUGGUGGGAGACGAGCUGGACGGGGAGCACGAGGGCCUGGAGGUGGACAUGUCCCAGCUGCAGCAGCACGGCCUGGAGAUGAGCUCCUCUAACCUGGGCCUCGUCAUCACCGGUGUGAACACCAUGGCCAACUACGAGCAGGUCCUGCAUCUAAUCCGUUACAAGAACUGGCACACUGAGGCUCUCUUUGACAGGAAAUUCAAACUGGUCUGCUCCGAACUCAACGGUCGCUACAUCAGCAAUGACUUCAAGGUCGAGGUAAAUGUAAUCCACACAGCCAAUCCUGUGGAGCAUGCCAACAACGCCAUGGUGCAGCCCAACUUCAUCAACCCUGUACAUCAUGCCUCUGUAGAUCUGUCCGGUCACAACCUGGUCAACGCUCACCAGGCCUCAGUUGUUCCCAGCGCUGCCACCAUUGUCAUCGUGGUGUGCGUCAGCUUUUUAGUGUUUAUGAUCAUCCUGGGCGUGUUCCGCAUCCGAGCCGCACACCAGCGAACCAUGAGGGACCAGGAGAACGGCAAAGAGAACGAGAUGGACUGGGAUGACUCAGCUCUCACCAUCACCGUUAACCCCAUGGAGACAUACGAGGACCAGCACAGCAGCGAGGAGGAGGAGGAAGAGGAGGAGGAGAGCGAGGAUGGAGAGGAGGAAGAUGACAUCACGAGCGCUGAGUCAGAGAGCAGCGAAGACGAGGAGGGCGGAGAGCCGGAGGACCAGCAGGGGGCCAGCAGACAGCAGCAGCUGGAGUGGGACGACUCCACCCUCACCUACUAAAGCAGCACACACACACUCACAUAUAAUACUCAACACUAGCUCACACACACACACACACACACACACCACCAACUCACACUCAGAUCCUCACUGCUUCACACACACACACACACACACACGCCCACCCCCCUACAGUUUCAUGUCCAAGGAGCCAUGAUGGAAAAAAAAAAAAAAGGAAAAAAAAAAAAGCAAAACAAAAAUUCCCUUCAGCGUAUCUAUGGUCAAGGCUUUCCUGUUGUUAUCUUAGUGGUGGUACUCAGUGUAGUGUAGUCAUCACCGGAUUGCUGAUUUUUACUGUUUAUUUUUUUAUUUAUUAUAUUUUAAUUCCCAGGAAGACUUGGCCUACAUUUGUUUUGAACUGUGUGAGGAAGCCAACCCUGCACUUUUUGUUUUCUCUCAGACGUGAAGCUUUCAGACGGAGACGUUUUUUCCCCUGAUGUAUAUUCUUUGCAUAAUGCUUUUAGAUUUGUUUGCAGCUAAUCUCACGUAUAGCUUUGACUUGAGUUCUCUUGACUUGUAGUCCACAGUGAAACGAAACGAUGCUUUUAACAAGUAGACCGCAUUUUCUUUUUCUUUUUGUUUUUUGUUUUCUUCUUUUAGUGCAUGAGGAUAUUUCAGAACGUCAUAUGUGUAGAGAAAUAAAUUGCUUUUUAAAGAUUUUGUAAAUAUAAAGAAACCAUGUAAUUAGUCGAUGUGUUAGUGAAGGCCUACUCAACGGGGUCCAAUAUCUAAAAUGACGCAGUUCGUAAUGUAGAAUAUUUGUGUCACACAGGCUGUAGCAUGUCGCUAAAUUUCCGCAAAAGCUGUUCCAUCAUGCUUGUACAAAAAUGUCUGCUUCAUGAUGAGAAACCCAGGACUGUUCAGCGGAGGUUUCCAUGACAAAGUGGUGUCCAUUUUGUCUCUUUUUUUUUCUUUCUUUGCAAAGAGGAAAAUCAAUUCUGUUGCUUUCUCGUAGGCAGGACCUGUCGAUGGUUUCAGCGUCAUACAUUGCUUUGCUUGCACAGGUGGCAACGCUCUACUUCAGGCGUCAGUGUAUUUCAUUCCCAGUAGAUCUUACUGUUGUACAGAAGGGAUUUUGUUUUUGUUCAGAGUAAUCAUAUGAAUAUAGAGAAAUGCUAAUGCACAGUGCGGCGAGAAAGUUUGUGAACCCUUCAGAAUUUUCUGUAUUUCUGCGCAAAUGUGACCGCAGUUGUGAUCAGAUUGUCAUAUAAGCCCUAAAAAUACAUGAAGAGAAAACAGUUAAAGAAAUAACACACAAAAAAUGCUUUUCGAUUAUAAUAUUGAGCAAACUUAUGCAAAUUUUAGCAUAAAUCCAUCCAUCCAUCCUCUGGCCUUUAGCAAACUUGAGACAGGCAGCAAAUGUUCUUCUUGCAGAAACCAUUCCCGUUCAGUGUUUGUCUGAUGGCAGAUAAAUGAACAUUAGAACAGAAGAACACUUUUCGCAUCUGUUUCGUGAGAUGUAGGAGCGGGUCAAGUACAUCAAAAGUCGCAAACAAACUCCCACACACUGUCUAACUUGCAAAAAUAUAAUUAUUUGUAAUGUUUCAGAGCUGCACCUUCAUCAGUCGCAUAGUUUGUAACAAUAAGAAAAAUAAGGAGUGACCGUGAGUGCAGACGAUCAUCACGACUCAUGAAGACUGACGUUUGCUAACGCGAGAGAGGCCUGUAGAUGUUACCAGGGGGUUCUCAGUGACCUCCUUUAUCAUUGCUCUUGGAGUGAGGACAAGCACGUUGAAUUUCCUCCAUGUGUACGCUAUCAGACUGACAGUGGUUUGGUGGAUUGGUGAAGGCCAAAGUCUUUUCCAGCCUGGUGACCAUCAGCAACUUUUUUUGUCACGCUGCCGAAAUCUCCUUCAGUUGAGGCGUGACGCACUUCCACAAACCUGUAUGGUGAAGGCCAGAAUUUGCUAGUGAAGACUACAGGUUUAGAUUUUUUUAAUAGGGCAAGGGCUGCUAAACUCACACUGGAUUGUCCUCCCAUUGAUUAAAACAACUGACUCCAGUGCAAUUUUGAAUUAGCUGAUAAUCCUAGAGGCUCACGUACUUGUUCUAAUGUUGCCAAAUAAAUAAAUGAAUGAGAUUUUUUUUUGUUUCGUUUGUUAAACAGGGUCCUCUUUAUUUAGUUUUAGGACUUGAAUGAAGAUCUGAUCACAUUAUAUGUCACAUUUAUGCAGAAAUACAGAAAACUCUAAAGGCUUCACAAACUGUCCAGCAGCACUGUGCAGGCUGACAUUUCGUGUGGAACGGUACAAACACUCGGCCAGCAGGUACUGUAGUGCUGUUGAUCUUGAAAUAUGGGCACUAACGUUUCUGCCAGUGUGUGUGGACAAGUGGAGAGAUUUCCUCAGCAGCUUUAAAAGCCUUUUCGUCCGUAUCGCGGCCCUGCUAUGCUGACAAAAGUAGGCAGGAAAAAACCCUUCAAACUACUGAAAGAGCAGAUUUAUGGCGGACAGAGCUUUAGUGGAGCCUGGCUGAAUGGUGCAGUCGCUGGCAUUGUUUUUGGGGGAGAGGAAUUAAAUGAAAGUACUUUUCAGGAUUGCUUUGUUGCAAGUUUAUUUUCCAUGGCACGGCUAUUUAACCUGAAAUAAUAAAACAUAUAUUGGAUGCAUUUUCAAACUGGUUUCCUAUUGCAAAAUAUAGUAGUUGCAGGAAUUACAGCUGCAUAGUUCACAAAAGGAAAACACUUUCAAAAUGAAUCUUCUUGUUCGAAUCUUAAAAUGAAAUAUUUUUUUUGCCAUAGACCACUAGAUUUUAUUGUACAUGGAACUGUACUGUAGAGUUGUUCUAAGAUGUUUGUUUACAUUUGGUAAACUUAUUUUCCUUCUGGUAUUAGUAUAAAGCUUAUUAUACAAUUGAUUGGGAAAAUGUGUCCAACCUCUAUCUCCUCUCAGACACUGUUGUCCGUCACUGUUGUAUAUAUCUUUCACAGAAACCAGACACAAACGUACCUUCACACUUAACUACUUAGUGUUUGUCUCAUGUUUUUGGUUACCAAGUUAAACCUGCGUUAAUUAAAGUAGAUCAGAGAAUGCGGCAUUAUCGGGAUUAGAAACAUUGGUGUUUUGAGUCUCAUAUUUUGCAUGCAAAUCUAUUUUCAGAGGCCAAAAUUAAAUUCAGAAACACAUUCAAGAGACAGUUUCCAGGCUGCUUUUGAGGGUUUGAGUUGUGUAUUUGUUCGCUUCAAUUAAUUUAUAAUUUUAAGAGGGCUGUGGUGGAAACGUAGAGAACAGUCUCCCCUCCAUGAUGACUUGGACUUUUUAAUAAAAAAAGGGGGCCAGGUCUGAGCCGGCUGAGAUGGGAGUGCCUUUUUCCGAUCAUAGCGCAAUUAGCAGGUCUAACAAAGAAAAAUAAAUAAACACUCAUCCGUGCUCUUUUAUUUGUGGCAAUCUUUGUUUGUUUCUUUGUAUUUGUUUAAUGCUAGGUUUCUUACAGAGCUGGGGAUUACAUUUUGUUUCAGUUUGUUGUAACAGUAGUCCACUGCUAGUUUUAUUAAAAGUGAAGAAAAAAAAAAAACGUUUUACAUAGAUGUCAUGUGUCCAUGUUGAUGUGUAGAGGAAGUAGAUCCAUAUUGUCUCUUCUAUAGAUAUUGUACUAAAUCAUUGACGGAAUUCACCUUUAAAAAGAUGUACAGUACAUUAUGAAAUUGCUUUGGCAGCAUACAUGGGUAUACUGUUAACUGAGCUAUUUGUGUAUAGUGGAAGGUAACUUUGAACAGUGUCCUAUUGCCUGAGUUAUUGGGAAAUGAUUUUUGAGGGCAGCAUGAAAUUCACAAGAACCAGAGUAAAAAGCCUGUCGGAGUUCUCCGUUUCAUUAACGUCAAACACUAAAUGUCCACGUUUCAUCUGCAGUUUUAAAGUAUAAUACCAUGGGUCACCGAUAUGUGCACGCUGACUCUUGCGUCAAGUCUCCACAGUGACUCCACCAUCUCCAGUUUUCUGGGUUUAAUGCUUUCUGAUCAGCCCCCCUGAGCUAAGUGUACGUUGGUUGAAUUGAAUGUCACUGCCUAACAAACUGAAAUGCAGCCAUACUGUAAUAACACUAAGAUUUAAGGGGAAUUUACUUUGCAUGAACCACAAGUUUGUGUACGUUCCAUGUGGGGUUGUGAGACCGGAGUGAGAAAGGAGACGUGACACACUACUGAUUCUCAGAUCGUCUGUUUCACACGUCCACAACACUCCAGAUAUAUAUAUUUUUUUUCUUUUAUUUUUCUUUUCAAAAUGUGCUCAAAAUGGGAGGUGACGAUGUUUUUCGGAAGGUUUGAAUGCUUCCUUUGUGCUUGUUGGAGCUGCUCUCACUUUUCUACCAAUUGGAAGGCAAAUUGUAGUGAAGUUGAUGCUUGCUCGUAAACAAAAUAAAGGAUGAUGAGAUGGGGUAUAA
Molecule: messenger RNA, 7507 nt
Organism: Epinephelus moara (kelp grouper)
Lineage: Eukaryota; Metazoa; Chordata; Actinopteri; Perciformes; Serranidae
Gene: clstn1
Product: calsyntenin 1
Exons: 19
Coding region: 185-3130 (981 amino acids)
Biological process (GO): positive regulation of synapse assembly; positive regulation of synaptic transmission; homophilic cell-cell adhesion
Cellular component (GO): cell surface; postsynaptic membrane
Molecular function (GO): X11-like protein binding; amyloid-beta binding; calcium ion binding
Source: RefSeq, a predicted model, not a curated record